Molecule: messenger RNA, 2071 nt
Organism: Venturia canescens
Lineage: Eukaryota; Metazoa; Arthropoda; Insecta; Hymenoptera; Ichneumonidae
Exons: 4
Coding region: 422-841 (139 amino acids)
Source: RefSeq, a predicted model, not a curated record
GUUUGUUCACUUCGGGAUCGAUUCUUUUGUAGGAGUUUUUUCGUUCCUUUCGAACGAAAAGAGAAUCUUUUUUAAAAAAUCGUCAUUUUUUCAGUAUUUUACUACUUUCAAGUCGCUAGCGAGCAUCGAGAGUUGAAAAAAGUUCUCCAAACAGGUGCAAGUUACCGGACAGUCGGACGUUGGGAACAUAACAGCGGUGAAGUUGAAGGUUUUUACGAUUCAAGCUGGUCUGCACCGACUUGCAGAAUUGACACCGAAACUGAGAGCUCUCACCUUGGACGAGAGCCGCGUCCACUCUCUCCGCGAUCUGGGCUCGUCCUUGAAGUCUUUGGAGAAUUUGAGCGUUUGCAGCUGUGGCUUGAAAUCUCUGGAUGGAAUUUGGGGCUUCCAGAACCUCAAAGUGUUUUUAGCCCGUGACAAUAUGAUUACGGAUAUUUCUCAAUGCUCGAGCGUCGACAAACUCGUUACGUUAGACGUCGCCAAAAACGAGAUCGAGGACGCGUCGUCUUUUGCUUUUUUGAGAACUUGCAAGCGUUUGCGAAGCCUCAACGUGGCUGGGAAUCGAUUUUAUGAUUACAGAGACCUCAUGACACGACUUUUACCCCAACUUAAAAUUCUCGAUGGAGAAGAUAUAGCAGCGGCGAGCAAAUCCGUCGAUCGAUUGAAACGAGCCGAUUCCGAGCUGCCCAAAAAUUUAAGUCCCAACGCUAACGAGCCCAGUCACCAGGUUCCUUCAAUACCAAAAAAUCAAAACGACGAUGAUUUUUCUCCCGAGGAAAACAAGGCUCCGCGGUCACAACGAAGGACGCCGGAGACGGAAAGUGUUUCGUCCCACGAGUAACCGCGAUGACCCCGAGAUAAACGUACUGGAAGAUGAGCAGAUAAUUCGAGAUAUUAAGGAUAAUGUAAUCGCGUUUCAUCGAUUUUCUCAAUGACACACAAAUUUAAUGCGACGUCAAUGUCAGAUUUUCCUCCGAAUGUGGGUCAGUCAAUGUGGAGAUACGACGAGAGCAACUCGGUAUCGGAAUUCUUUGUAUAAAAAUGCCAUAAACGAUAUAUUGUUGACAAAAAGCAGGCGAAUAUCGAUACAGGCUGGAAACAAGUCGAGCAAACUGUCAAGGGGGCCUGCGAUAAGCCGAAAUUCAGCCGCGUCUCUUCGUUCACGUAAUUCAUCAAAAAAUCCAUUCGCUCUUCCGGCAGCGAGUGCAAUUCGUAAUUUUGAUGGGCACCAUUUAUUUGAAGCAUGCUCAUCAGCCACUUGAGGCGUUACGAAGCAUCGAUCUAAACAGUGAAAUUGAUUUUUAUGAAAUCUCAUGUCCGAUACUACACGUAACGUCUAUGUUUCUAUGACUGAAACGGUACAGAAAAAUGUUGGGCGCGAAGUCCAAGAGGGUGAAUACGUACUCCGAAUUGUACACAUCGACUAUAGACGAGCACGUUUGCGUAGUUAUUCAGAGCAGUAUUCUGGAUUUGUAGGUCGAAUUUGUUGCUGAGAACGACGAUGAUUCACGUAAGAAUCAGAUAUACGCGAUUGUUUUCAAUCACUGAAAACGGAAUUUUGUUCAUUCAAAUAAGUUCAUUUGGUUAAAAUUUAUUUUUCCGAUUAAAUCAUUGAUUAUUUUCAAUCAAGAAAAUGGCUGAAAGAACAUUUUGUUGCUACAACUAUCGAUAUUUGGUUGAUUUCUCAGGAUAUUUAAGGGGCUACCCUAAUUAGAAUUUACGAAAAGUCAUUUUUUUUACUGCGUUUUUCAAAAGUAUACAUAUUUAAAAGGAUCGUACUAAAAUUUUAUGAAGAUCUGAGCAAUCCGAGUGUACUUUUGAGCGACCUUUGCUUGGCUGUCCGAGCGCGCUAAUACGCACCGUUACGGUUUUCUCAAAAUUACGUUUUGGACGGAUCGUUGAUAAAAUGUCGUACGAAUUUUGAAAUUUUAAGUGGAGCUAUUUGUUCUUGAUAAAAACGAUGAAAAAAAACGUGCUUUUUCAUAGUUUUUGGAAAAAUGGCGGCCAGUUGGUUAUUUUUGAAAAAAUCAAAAAAUCGUAUGACGUGCGCUGUGGAUUUACCGAAUAGAUU